Dalotia coriaria is the source of this 2459-nucleotide messenger RNA. It is a transcript of the gene mthl1, whose product is annotated as methuselah-like 1. Gene Ontology annotation, molecular function: G protein-coupled receptor activity. The transcript has 7 exons. The record is from RefSeq and is a predicted model, not a curated record. Gene Ontology annotation, cellular component: membrane. NCBI's taxonomy places the organism in Eukaryota, Metazoa, Arthropoda, Insecta, Coleoptera, Staphylinidae. Gene Ontology annotation, biological process: cell surface receptor signaling pathway; G protein-coupled receptor signaling pathway. The coding region runs from base 1 to 1746 and encodes 581 amino acids.
AUGUCUUCCUCGGUGGUGUUCUGCGUAAUUGUUGUGCUGGUGACAUUCAGCGGGUGCGCAACAAGUUUGAAAAGUGUCAGCGUCAACAAAUGCUGUUCAAUGGACGAAUACGCCUCCAAAGAGUUAAACUACACCUGCGUACAAGAACGCAAAAUGCCCUGGAGUAGUACACGUAUAUUUUCGAUGCGUACGAAAAAUUAUUUACCCGUUGGUGAAGUCCCGCGCAAUUGGGACAUCAAAGAACGCCAGCAGCCAUUGUGUGACGGCGGGCAGAAACCGAAAAUCUUUCAUUACGUACCUGGAUCCUAUCUGGCAUUCGUCAACGGAUCUCUCUUCGUUGUAGAAUACUCCCGGUUGGUACACCCGGGCAAAUACUGCAUGGAUUUUGACAUGGCGAUGGUGUGUCCCGAAGAAAUCCAACCGGCAUCGUUACAAUCGGGUGUACACGUGAAAAAGUGCUGCGGUGAUGGUGGUAUUUACUCCGACACAAGAAAGACCUGUGUAACGAUUAAGAAUGAUGCGUAUCGCGUCAACCUGCCGCAGGAAUACUCAUUGACGUUCGGCUUCCCGCAGUGCAAUGAUAAGCACAUGGUGAUCGCGGGGAAGCUGUACGAGGCGACGCUGUUGAAAGACGGCGGGCUGGUGCUCAACGGCACUGGGACGACGCUACCCGCCGAGGGAUUCUGUCUCGAGCACGUCCUCGAGAAUGCAGGUAUUUCUCCGAGUAUCUUCGCCUGCCACGUGGAACAACCCUAUGUGGUGCAAACGCCCGCCGAUUUACGCUUCACCCUUUACCCUAUUGGGUUGGCCCUGAGUGCGGUAUUUCUUGCGGCAACGUUGAUCGCCGGCUCGCUUUUACCGGCAAGCCAUCACGUUUUGCACUGGCGUUGUCAGACCAACCACGUGGCGUGUCUGCUCGUCGGCGACGUGCUCCUCUGCAUCGUUCAGCUUUCCGGGAACUCCAUGACCGGCUCGCCGUGCUUCAUCAUCGCCGUCGCGAUGCACUUCCUCUUCUUGUCUGCGUUCUUCUGGCUCAACACCAUGUGCUUCAAUAUCUGGUGGACCUUUAGAGAUUUACGCCCGCAAAGUUUGGAAAAGUCGCAAGAACGUUGGCGUCUGCACAUCUACGAAGUAUACGCAUGGGGCGUCCCGCUGCUGAUCGCUGGUACCGCCGGUAUUCUCGACUCCGUCGAGACGCCCAACGUGUUCAUCACGCCUGGUUUCGCCGAGAAUAAUUGCUGGUUUCGAGGAAACACCGAAAUCCUCACGUAUUUCUUCGGCCCUGUCGGCGGGCUGCUCAUUAUCAACCUGUUGCUCUUCGGCGCGACUGCCCGCGAGUUGACGUGCGGAUUAUGGAAACGCGAAUUGGUUAAAUCGACGACUGAAAGAGCCGCGUUGGGUCGGGUAUGCAUGAAGCUCGUGGUUGUGAUGGGAGUGACGUGGAUCGCUGAUGUCGUGUCUUGGGCCGUUGGUGGGCCGCAAGAAAUCUGGUACGUCACCGAUCUGAUCAACUGUCUACAGGGCGUGUUUAUUUUCAUCGUUGUUGGACUACAACCACAGGUUCUGACAGCAGUCAAACGUCUCUGGUGUUUGCGUAAAAACCGCGCCGCCGAGACAGCAGGCACCACAAAUCAUCAUUCGUCCAGCUCGCAGGGCCUGCCGUCCAUGGGCGAUACGAUAACAAACAACAGCAUUACCAACGGUACGACGAAAACAGUUUCGAUACCGCUGGAGACAAGCUGUUAGCCACCAAGCAAUUGAACAAACACAUCAUUGUAUAUAUUUGAUACGACAGAAAAAUAUUUUUCAUAUUUUUAUAAGAAAAUUUGGACGAAAACCACGACGUUGAAAAAUAUUGAAAAUUUUGAAAGCUUUUUUAUAAUAUUUAUAUGCUAGCUAGUCAAAUCAUUAUUUGUUUUAGUAACAUUUAAUUUUAUUGCUUAGUUGUUAGUAAUUAUUUUGUUUGAAUGUAAACGAAAAUGUGAUUUUAUGAAUUUUAACGCAAACUGACUUUCAGCUACAACAUUUUAAACUUAAUUCUAUUGUUGUGUUCAAAUGUAUGUUUACUUCUAUUUCUAUAUCGACAUUGAUAAACUGAUAAUUUCGACUGAUAUAAGAGCUAUAACUUUCGUAGGACGCGCAAAUUUUGCUUUAGUAAUAUUAUAUUGUCAUAUUAUAUCUUACGCAUUGUAAAUAUUCCGUUUAAUAUUAUGUUUAGUGGACGUAAUCUCGUUUUCCGCUCUGUUAUAUAGAUUAGUUCCUUAUUUAUUGUACGACAAGAAAGAUGAUAUUCGUAUGUAAGCUAUUUGUUCAAUGUUAUAAUUAUUUCAUGUAAUUUAGUCUUUGGUUUAGGUUGUUCAACAUUAUGUUGCUUAUCACGCAUGCAACAGACGUGAUGGGCGACUUUGAAUCAUUUUCAAAUAUUAAUUAAUGUUAAUAAAUUAAAAUAUUGAAAAAUA